AAUUGCGGUGAGCGACGCUUCCUCGCCGAGCGUCGAGCUUGCCCUCAAUCGGUCUGAUGAGAAGCAUUUCUCGCUCUUGUGACGGGAACGCUGGAGCAGCCGUGCUCUCCCGCUGUCUGCCGUUCCUGCUAGACAUCGCCCAACAGCAGCUUCUUGCGCUUCGCACGGAGCAUCAGGUGUGCGAUUCCUCCGAGCUCGCUCAGCCAGCAAAGGCGGUGCUUUGUCUCCUUCUCACGGCUUGUCACGGUCUGGUGCGAAGGGAAAGGCUGUGCGAGUGCACGAGGCUGCGUCUGGUGAUCUCUCGCCGCUGUCGUCGAGGGCAGAAGCAGCUCGUGCGAUCGGCCGAGCAGCGCAGCAAUCUCUAGCCAGCCGGGCACGCUGGAAGCAUGCCUGGCCGACAGCUUCCUGGCCGCGACAUUGGGCCAAGGGUGAGCGAGGGGAGCUCUCGCCGCUGCAACGGGGUCAGGCAUUGUCAUGCCCGCUGCCCCAAGCGUUUGCUCGCUUCCGUCACUCCGGCACAUGGCGCUCUCAACGCUCUGCCUCCCUCGCUCGAGCCGCGGUGCCUGUACGUCAAGGUGUCGACCACGUGUGUAGAGCGUACCAAACGACGCUUGCUCGCUCGGGAGCUUUUGCUGUUCUGUCCUGCGCCCAAGGCCGGCUUGGACGGCUGCGUCCGGCGAGGCGUGCGUUGUUCUCGUCAGGAGGAUCUCGAGCUGCCCACGCUUUGCUCACCGUCGCUCUCUAGACCCUGGUCCGGAGCGCCGAGCGUCGAUCUCGGCCCUCGGCCCUCGUGCGUUGCUGCUGCAGCUGCAUCUUGCUUCGGCGGCGCGGCCCCGCGCCUUGCGCCUGCAUCGGCGACUCGCUUCGGCGGGCAUGCAUGCAGCGGCGCAGCGGCGCGCAUGGGAGCUUGCCGCGUUGGCUCCCUCGACGUCGGCGAGGACACGGCUGAUGUGCUGCCUCGACGACGUCGAGCUCACCUCCUGCGCUGCUCGCUUGCUUCUCAUGUCCGAGGAGAAGCAGCGUAUUUCAAAUCACGCAGCGCGUCCCUCCCAUCUUGCUGCCUCGUCGGACGAGCCGAGCCACGUGUGCGCGCGCCUGUCCCACUCCUCCGUCAUGUCAUGCGAUGGCCGCAGCCUGUCUCCAACGCCCUGCGUCUAGCUCAAAAGAGCGCUGCAUCCGUCCAAGCGAGAGAGGCAGACGUCCUCGUGCGCUGGCAGCCUGUCAGACAGAACGUACCAUCGAGCGCGCUGGCCAGCGAGUUGACCCUGUUCUACCGCCGAGCUGCUGCGCGUGCCUGGCUGUCCGUCUCUGGGCGACGUGGGCCAACAUGCACCGCUGCGGCCGCCGCCCGCGUCUGGGCUCCCAAGGCAAGGAGGCAGAGGCAGCGAGCGCUGCUGCGUGCCAGCGAGGCAAGGCCAAGCCCACGACGGCAAGGCGGCUUCGCCCGCUCGCCCGUCCGCGGCAUGCGGAGAGCGGCUCGGUGCUCGGCGGCGCGCGGCGGAGCGAGGUGUCGGAGAUGGGCUGACUUUUGCAGCUCCGGCCAGCGGGUGUGCGCCGUGCGUGUCGGCGCAAGCGGAGCAUGAGCCAUCCCACGGCAGGCGCGCGCGGCACGGCGAGAGAGCCGCGAAAGCGCAAGGCGAGGUGGAACGUUGUUCUAGUGCGCUGCUGAAGGGACGCAUGUGGGCCCACGCGACGAGCUC
Molecule: messenger RNA, 1700 nt
Organism: Tilletiopsis washingtonensis
Lineage: Eukaryota; Fungi; Basidiomycota; Exobasidiomycetes; Entylomatales
Exons: 1
Coding region: 387-1583 (398 amino acids)
Source: RefSeq, a predicted model, not a curated record